Aspergillus alliaceus is the source of this 6117-nucleotide messenger RNA. Its product is annotated as putative gelsolin repeat protein. The record is from RefSeq and is a predicted model, not a curated record. The transcript is spliced from 3 exons. Gene Ontology annotation, biological process: barbed-end actin filament capping; actin filament severing. The coding region runs from base 155 to 5686 and encodes 1843 amino acids. Gene Ontology annotation, molecular function: actin filament binding; phosphatidylinositol-4,5-bisphosphate binding. Lineage: Eukaryota; Fungi; Ascomycota; Eurotiomycetes; Eurotiales; Aspergillaceae.
CCCCCCUCUCCCCCCUCGGUUGGUGCGCCUCUCGCCAAACCCCACAGUUCUGGCCUGCCGUUUGUUUCGUUUGGGAGGCGUUCAUUGAUUUUCGUUCCCUUCCCUUUUCCUUUUUCCUCUUUGACUUUGUGACAUAUCAUCUGCCAAGGUGACCAUGUCUUCCUCAGCCGACGCCGAGGGCUCAGAGGAUGUCAAUGACUUCCUUCUUCGAAUCCGAGAACUCGGAGAGAAGCGCGACAAGGAAGACGAGGAACGUACCAGGAAGCUGGAAGAGGAGAUCCUGCAAGGUCGAAAGGAGAGGCAGGCUCGAAGAGCUGAGCGGGCACGAUCGAUAUCGCCGACAAAGGACUCUCCAUCUUUAUUAGAUAACGCUCGACUGAGCACGUCGUCGUUCGGUCUACGAGCCAUCGACCCCCCCGAGCAUCUUGAGCCAACCCCUCGAACUCCAGAUCGUGAUACCAGCAGCAAAUCGGAAGUGACCCGAGACGACGAACCGGUAACUACCAAUGGUAGCCGAAGAGGGUCGAGAGUGGAUAUAACCGAGUUCGAAGCCUCCCCGAAGGCCCCUUCAGCUUCCCUACGAAGCAGAGCCGGGACUUUGUCCUGGCAGCAACGGCCAUCGUCGCGGGAACUCAAUAGACCUUUCUUUUCUACUUCUCCCGUCCGUGAAAACCGUUCGAGAGCCAUGUCAAGCGCUUCGAAUAACGAUCGUGGAUUAUCGAGUAGCCCAACUGUGCGCUCGCCUACCACAAAGGAGGUUCCUUCAUUGGAUCAAGCAGACCAAAGUGCCAGCUCUCCAAUACCCAUAAAGGCGACAGAAGAAGUACAAGAACUGUCGACACAGGACAAGGGUCUUUUAGAGUCGGAAACAGAGCCGGAACAUACCCAUGAGCUAGAAAAGGAAUCUGGUCAAAUUGAUGUUGGAGAGAUACGGUCACGCUCACCCUCAAGAGCAAGCUCCACCUUCGCAGAUAGUAGCCUCGGCCAUCGAUAUUCAAGCGUAUCUUCUGUCUCAACAGCUACGGGACUUGGAUCUCCAGUGCCUUUGUCAAGUGCACAGAAGUUCGAACCCCGGAAAACUGAGGCAGGCUUAGAGGAUCAAAUGACGACGCCUCUUUCACCUAGGCGCCUCUCCCCAGAACGUUCUACUUCACCGACUAAGGGACUUGGAGGGUUUGUCCAAAGCGCUAUGAUGAAACGAUCUGAUAGUGUUUCAAAACGCUGGAGCGCUCAACUUCCAUCCGGACUGAGCCGGGGCCAUUCACUGGCUGGCAACCGGAACAGUUUCGCUGCACCGAGUAAUAACGAUCUUUUGUCCUCUCCUAGACUUACCCGUGAUAGCUCAGCUUUACCAACGUAUCGACCUAGCUCUAGCCAUAGCGAGGCAACGAUUGGCAAAGACAAUGAACGCCCAGCUACUCCGGUUUCUAACGGCAGUAGCAGUGUACGACCAGAUGGGAGCCCCGCGAGGCCACAAAUUGCACUCCAUACGAGGUCUGCCAGCACUUUGGAGAACAGUGACGCUGCUUCACUACAGCCCACUAGCCCUGUAGUCUCAAGGACUAUGGACCCUAAGCGAUGGAGUCCGACUAAAUCCACUUGGCUGGAGAGCGCUCUGAACCGUCCUGACUCCCCAAAACAUAAGAAGCAACCCUCACAAUCAACAACGUGGAGCAGAGAACGGCAAUCAAGGGGUGGUAGUAUCGAUAUGGGCCGGUCAAACACCUUCAAAGAAGUCACUCCUGUGGGACUAAUGCGGACUGCCGCCCCUGGCAGUCACUCAAAGACAUCGAGUGUUUCCGGAGUUCCGGAUUUGUUUGGUACGUCGGAAACAAUAAGCAAAGCAAAGGAAACUCCAGCGGAGCCCCCCACUCCUGGCAUUGAAGACAAUAACGCACCACCGGCCGAGAACAUUUCUGAAGACAAAAGCCCGGAAGACGCUCCUAAGGCAGCGGAGAUCGAACCAGAAAUCACGGAGCAGGCCGCCACCAGGCGCAAGCGUGCCCCGACUUUAUUGACACCAACCUCAAAUACGAGCUUUGAUUCUGCGCUCUCACCAACUAGGGUCUCACCUACCAGAGAUCCCUUGUUGAAUAGACCGAAACCCCAGUCCCCUGUGAUAGAUUUCCGAGCCAAUCUUCGAAAACGAGAAGUUGUCAAGGAUCAAGGAACUAAAGAAGAACCAGAGUUCAAAAAUGUUUUUGGAAAGCUGAAGAAAACAGAGUCAUCAAACUAUGUCCCACCGGAUGCGCUCAAAGAUAAUAUCCUGAGAGGGAAAGCAGCGUUGAAUACUACAGGAGGUCCGAAGAAAAGCCAGAAGGUUGAUGAAUUGAAAGAAAGUAUUUUAAAACAGCGAGAGGCAAUGAAAUCAAGCGGAGGCUCGUUACGGCGCAAUACUGCAGGAGAGAACGAUGCUCCCGCCAAAUUCAUUCCAGAAGCCAUUACGAAACGGCAAAACCUAACCAAGUCCAGCAGUGCCAAAAGCAACACGUCUGAUACACCCGCUUCGUUUUCUCCUAGAGAGCCCGGGACACCACAGCUUUCGCCCCAAUUUUCAUCAGAGCUGGAGAGUGUCAACCGUUCCCCUAGCCCGCCACCGGCAACGAAGGAACACAAUUCCGAUGUACCCGAUACCCAGGAUCAGAUACCUGAACCCGAUCCUUCUGUCAGCGGACAGAUGGAUCAAAACAAGCUGGAAAAAUUGGAGGGUGAUUUGGGGAAAGCUGUAGUUGAAGAAGAGCAGAAAAAAUCAAGUGAUGAGGCCAUCCAACCGGUGCGUGCUUUGCCAUCGGGGAAUGUCGUGCAGACCACAAGUGCGCCUGCUCCAGCUGAAGGUCUCGCUACUAAAGGUAAACUCGCAGGCCGAAUAAACCCUGCCUUAGCGGGCCUCUUGUCUCGCGGUCCUCCUGCGGCUAUGUAUGGGUCGACAAGUGCGGUGCCCAUCAAUGUUACCGAAUCAUCAACUCCGAAUCCUGCUGCCCCGCUCACACAUAUGACGAAAAGCCGUGCCAGGGGCCCAAAGAGACGUCUCCCGAACCCGGUGGCUUCAGAAGCCGUAGUUCCCGCAUCAAAGGAAGCAGCCGAAUCUCACGAGGACCCGGAACCUCCAAGUAUGGACGAGCCUAAGACCCUAGCCACAGACUUGGCACCGAAGGAAGGAUCGGGUUUUCAGGAGGCAUCCCCAUCUUCUGUAAUCAAGGAAAAGGAAGGCUUCACAAAGGACCUUUUACCGAAGGAAGAGACUACUACUCAGGAGCUUCCAACAUCCCUUGAAAUCGAGGCGAAGGAAGUCUCCAUGCUGGACAACGUACCAAAAGAAGAGAUUAUUUCUCCAGUGUCUGUUGCCCAGUCUUAUAACGAGGAAACAGCCCUCAGAAAUCCUACAUCGAAUAGAGAUACCAUUGCAUCCGAGAUAACAGUAUUCUCUGAAACUAAGGAUCCUGAGGCCAUGAGUUCUCCAUCGAAGGAAGAACCUGGCUCUCAAGAGAGUUUUCGAGCUUCCGAUAUUAAGGGGAACCAAUUCUCCAUGGCGGACCAUGUACCAAAAGGAGAAAUUCUUUCUCCAAUGACAAUCACUCACUCUGAUGACCAGGAAACAACUCUCAAAUAUCCUGUAUCGCAUAGAGAUACUUUAUUAUCCGGGAUAUCAAUGUUCUCUGAAGCCAAGGAUCCUGAGGCUGCAUCGAAGGAUGACACUGACUGUCAGCUGAUUCCAUCGUCCCCUACCAUCGAGGAACCUGUGCCAAUGGUCUCGAUAAAAGGUGAAAAGGCUGGUUCCCAGGAGAGUCCCCUGCUUUUAACUACCAUGAAACCAGAAGUCUCCGUAUCUGACACCGUACCUAAGAAAGAAACUAAUACUAAGGUAAAUCUACCUUCGGCUGAUACUAAGGAAUCUAAAGCAAGCCCGUCGGCUCCCCAAAGUCCUGCAGGCAAUUCUAGUGGCUGGCCGCUCCCUGACGGGGUAAUUACUACGCCCACCCCUUCAGAGGCAGCCUUGACCCAGCCUGUUCCAUCAAACACAGGCAAGCCAAUUGAGUUCAAAAGGAGCAUUCCUCGCAUGGUGGAGAGGGACUCUAGGCAGAAAUUUGGGACUCCCCAAUCUAAGCCAGUCACGGAAUUUGAGAAGCUCACCCAGAAAUCUGAAAGAACCUCUGAGGACCUAGAAAAGCGUCAAGGUUCUUUCAAACCAAUUCCUCCUCCGAAAGCAGCCCCAUCUACACCCGCGCCUGAGUUUAGGCAAUCUAGAAGUUCGCCGAUCCAUUUUUCGUCUCCAUCUCCGUCUCCUCUUAGGUCCAGCUUCAAGCAAAACCAAAUAUACCCUUCCCCGACUCCUUACCGAAGGACUGCUCCUGGCAUGUCGCCGUCAUCCCCACGGGAAAAGACUUUGCCUUCCCCUCCUGUUCCUCCCAAGACUAGCCCUUCUGUGGACCAAUUUUCGCCAAGAUCUUCUGCAUCAUUGGUACCUCAGACUGAUGAAUCGCUGGAAGCUAUUUCUAGCUUUUUCAAGACAUUCCCCAACCCGAGUGAUGGCGUGAACAUCGAUGCUCAAUUAAUGUUGACGAGCAAGAGCGAGAGUCAGAAAAUCAGGACCCUGCGGAAGCAAAUGUGGGAGAUCACAGGUGACGGGAAGAAACAAGAUCUUCCAGUCAACCAGGAGUACAUCCUCUAUGAAGGCAGCAUGUACCUCUGCGUGCAUCUAUUCGAAGCUGCCGGUAGCGCACGGUCAGAGGCCCAUCUUUGGUGUGGUGAUGAUGUACCCGAUGCAGCUGUAGACGACGCACAGUCCUUUUCGAAGAAGGUGGCCAAGGAGAACGGCUGCAAAUUGGAAAUCAUCAAGCAGGGAAAAGAAACGACACGCUUUAUCCAAGCUCUCGGUGGAAUUCUCAUAACCCGUAGAGGCCUCAGUUCUCGUUCCAGCUCCUCUGCCUUUUUCAUGCUCUGUGGAAGGAAACAUCUCGGGCAAAUGGUCUUCGACGAAGUAAAUUUCUCUCUGCAGAGCCUGUGCUCUGGCUAUCCAUUCGUAAUAUCCGCCAUGUUUGGCAAGGUGUAUUUGUGGAAAGGCAAAGGCAGUGCAGCUGAAGAGGUCGGAGCCGCUCGGUUGAUUGGCAUGGACCUUGGGUUGACCGGCGAGUUCGAAGAGGUCGCCGAAGGAGAAGAGCCAGAGAGCUUUUCUGAAUGUUUUCCACUGCGCGGUGGAUCGGGAGAUUACUGGCGCCCAGAUUAUUGGCGGUUAAAACCUAACCAUGCGUGUUACCAUCCGAGACUACUUCGUAUUGACCAUGAGCUCGGCCAGCGGUCAGCAGGCUUCUGGUUGCGACGGCCAGGAUCCGCGUCGCCAGUGAUCCGACCAAAUGACACUGUCCAAGAGAUCGAGCCUUUCUGCCAGAAGGACAUCAAGGCCAACGGAAUCUAUGUCCUCGACACUUUCUUCGAGAUCUACGUAAUUGUCAGCGAACAAGCGUCCAACCGACCAGCAGAGUUCGUAACGGCCAUGGUAUUCGCACACGAGUAUGGCAUCUUGGCCGCUUCACUCCAAGACCGGCCAUUUAUUCCUAAGAGUUUUGUGUCUCUCGGCGGCGUUCCGGAUGCUUGCAGCCCAGCGUUCCGCAAGUGGGAGCAGGCUUCCUUGCCCAUACCCCCACGUGUUUUUCCCUUGAAUGCAGCCAUUGAAGCCGUUCGUUCCUAAUUAGUCUUGUUAUUUUCGGUUUGUUUCUUGUUCACUUUUUUUCUUCUCUCUCACUCCUUGUUUUCUUGCCUAUAGAUACUUACAUCUGGAAUGUGCAUAUACUGGUGUCUGUACAGAGACUGUUUUCAACCGGCCAAUGGAUAGAACGGAAAGGUGGACAUGAGAAGCAUAAUCCAAGGAGCCUCGUGGGACCAAUUGUCUGUACAUUGUCAGGGGAGUUUUGGGAGCCACAUCAGGUACAUAUUGGUGAUUUCUUCUGCAUAUCUGGUUUUCUUCUGAUGUAUGAUACUUUAUGGCUCUGGAUAUGUACGUACAUAUCUAAACUUGCUGUACUUGGGCACAAAUGCAUGAAUUAUUCGGGGGAAAACUUGGUUUUGAUCAUGACACUAGUUGUUCUAUAGGUCAAUAUUCAUAUGAUCAUGCAAAUUCCC